AUAGGAACAACAAGAAGGCCUGGAUGACCCGUGUCUUGUUCGAGGAGUGGCUGCUCGAGAUGGACAGCGUCAUCGAAAGUCAGGGGCGGAAGGUGGUGUUGCUGCUGGAUAACUGCAGCGCACACAACGUGAGCCCGAAGCUGACAUCAAUUGAAUUGAUGUUCCUGCCGCCGAAUACGACGGCAGGCUUGCAACCGCUAGACACCGACGUGAUUGCUAACUUUAAGGCGUUAUACCGGCGACGCAUGCUCGAGUGGCUCGUGUUGACGAUUGACCGCUCGGCUCCCGGUACGUCGGGCAAUCCAGACGGACCCUCUGAUGCCCCUGAUCUGAAGAUCAGCCUUCUAAAGGCCGUGCGCUUCAUUUACGGCACGUGGUACGAGGUGAAGCAGACCACCAUUCAGAACUGCUUCAGGAAGGCAGGCUUUGUGCGCCAGGACCAGCCUCCCUCGCCUAGUGACAGCGAGACUGGCACGGAAACUGCAGAUCUGACGGAGCUCUGGGAGCACGUCGCUACUGGUGACGCAGAUAGCGGGUGUGUCGCGUCGGUUGAGGACUUCCUGACGGCAGACAGUGCUGCUUCGUCCUGCGAAGAACUCACCGACCAGGCAAUCGUCGCGGAUGUGUUGUCGCGACAGACGGCGGCGUUGUGCGACGGCAGCGACAGUAGUGAUGAGGAGGUUGACAGCGCCCCUACGACCCCGUCGAUGACAACGCAAGGAGCACUGACGUCUAUCGACUCGCUGAUUGACUUCAUGCACGCCAAAAAAAAGCCGCCAGAGUUUUCGCAGCAGCUGGAAGCUAUGCGCACCGCGGUUGUGAAGCUCAAGCUUCCGCGGAAGCAACGGCAGAUUUCGGACUACUUCGGCGUGCCGAACCCGUGAUUCGCUCUUCGGAGGAAGAAAUAAAGUCUUGUUUUUGACAUCCUA
Messenger RNA from Rhipicephalus sanguineus (brown dog tick), 929 nucleotides. RefSeq names its product tigger transposable element-derived protein 6-like. Gene Ontology annotation, molecular function: DNA binding. The record is from RefSeq and is a predicted model, not a curated record. Lineage: Eukaryota; Metazoa; Arthropoda; Arachnida; Ixodida; Ixodidae. Bases 24 to 884 code for a protein of 286 amino acids. The transcript has a single exon. Gene Ontology annotation, cellular component: nucleus.